UGCAAAACAGUUAGGUUUAUAGAGUUAUUUUCUGCGAUAAGUUAAUACUUGAAUUAACGGUACCCGUUUACUUCACUGUUAUCAACGAUCAGCUGAUAGUCUCCGGUCCGGUUUACUCUUUUUUUUUGAAUGAUACUUGUACGUUUUAGUACUUUCGGUAAACAUUUAGUUUCACAAAAAUCUCUUGAUACUUUUCCACGUUUGGUCAGAAAAUUUUGUUUUCUUAUGGAUCCAUCAGAAUUAGCAAAGAAAUCAGCUGCUUGUAAAGCAAUCGAUGAUCAUAUAAAGAAUGAUUGUAAAGUUGGUAUUGGAAGUGGAUCUACUAUUGUUUAUGCUGUUGAACAUUUAGCUCUGAAUGUGAAGAAUAAUAAUCUGAAAGUUUUAUGUGUACCAACCUCUCUUCAAGCAAAACAGCUUAUCAGGGAACAUAAGUUAAUUUUAAGUGAUUUAGAAGAAUGCCCAGAAUUAGAUUUUGCUUUCGAUGGUGCAGAUGAAGUGGAUGCAAAUUUAACUUUAAUUAAAGGUGGUGGUGGUUGCCUAACUCAGGAAAAAAUUGUGGCUUCUUGUACUAAGAAUUUAAUAAUUUUGGCAGACCAUAGGAAAGACUCAAAAUCUUUGGGUGAGAACUGGAAGCAAGGCAUUCCUAUUGAAGUGAUUCCUAUGGCUUAUGCUCCAAUAAAAAAACGAUUGGAAGAAAUGGGUGGAUCUGCUGUUUUGCGAAUGGCUAAAGCAAAAGCAGGGCCAGUCGUUACGGACAAUGGAAAUUUUCUGUUGGAUUGGAAAUUUAAUUUCCCUUCCACUUACGAUUGGAAAUGUAUUGAUGAAAAGAUAACGUGUUUCCCAGGUGUAGUUGAUACUGGCCUUUUUGUUGAUAUGGCUUCAAAAGUGUAUUUUGGACAUCCUGAUGGAACUGUUCUAGUAAAGAAUCAUUAACCUUGAUGUUGUUUUGAAUAACAAUUUGAAUCUCCUUCGUAUUAUAACUGUAAAAUACUACUAAUUUUUUUCAAUAAAUUUUAUA
Messenger RNA from Uloborus diversus, 1018 nucleotides. It is a transcript of the gene Rpi, whose product is annotated as ribose-5-phosphate isomerase-like. The record is from RefSeq and is a predicted model, not a curated record. Gene Ontology annotation, molecular function: ribose-5-phosphate isomerase activity. Gene Ontology annotation, cellular component: intracellular membrane-bounded organelle. NCBI's taxonomy places the organism in Eukaryota, Metazoa, Arthropoda, Arachnida, Araneae, Uloboridae. Gene Ontology annotation, biological process: D-ribose metabolic process; pentose-phosphate shunt, non-oxidative branch.